UGUGUGUCUGUCUUCUUCGUUGAAGUUCUUUGUUUUGGUUCCAUUUCGAUCGAUUUGUUUGUUUUGUAUUGUAUCAAGAUUAUGUGUGUGAUGUGAUGAUGUGAAAUUCUUAAUGGUAAACUAAUAUUCUAGAGUACUCAUAAAAUAAACCAUUUUGUUUUUAAUAAUUUAGAAAUGCCACGAAAAUGUUACUUGACUUGUUUGCUCAACUCUCAUCCUCCUAUACCUUUGCCACACAAUAUUGAAACAGUAAUUGGCCGUAGUAAGUUAACGAAAAUAAAAGAUCAGUCGUGUUCUCGAAAUCAACUGUCCAUCAAAGCAGACUGUGAAAAUUGUUCUGUUGAACUCAAGCAGUUGGGGCUAAAUCCUUCAGGAUUCGAUGGCUUCUCCAUGACCAAAGAUGCCGUUUACAAAGUAGGGCAUAACACAAGGAUUGAGGUGCUACUUAACAACCAUGUCCAUUUAUUAAAGUUUGACCCACCACCUGUGGAUCAUUCAAAAGCUGAAGGAAAAAGGAAGUUAGAAGACAUGGAACCAGAGCAAUCAAGUAGAAAAUCUAUGAAAAUAGAGGGAGACAGCAAGCCCUGUGAUGUGAAAGCUGCACCAGAAAGUGCGUGGGAGAAUGUAGACUCAGGGGAACUGUACAUAUACACAGCCAAAGGUGUUAAAUCAAGUGAAAAGAUUGCUGCAUUUGAUAUGGAUGGUACUUUGAUAACACCGAAAUCUGGCAAAGUAUAUCCCGUUGACAUCAGUGAUUGGAAGAUUGCAUUUCCUACAGUAGCACAGAAACUUAAAGAACAGAUAGAGCUGGGCUUUAAAGUUAUUAUUCUCAGUAACCAAGCACCUAUUGGAAGUGGUAGAGUCAAGAUUGAAGACUUUAAGAAAAAAAUAGAGAACAUAGUUCGUAAACUCAAUGUGCCAAUUCAAGCUUAUAUUGCAACUGGGAAAGGUUUCUAUAGGAAACCUACCACAGGAAUGUGGAAAGUCCUUUCUGAAGAGAAAAAUGAUGGCCUAGUCAUAGAUAUGGAGAAAAGCUUUUACUGUGGUGACGCGGCAGGCAGAACUGCCAACUGGGCCCCCGGGAAGAAGAAAGACCACUCCAUGGCUGACAAACUGAUGGCUGAGAACCUUGGCCUGACCUUCUACACGCCUGAAGAGUUCUUCCUAGGACACAAGCUGUCUGAUGUGCUCAUGAAGAAACCAGACUUCCAUCCCAAGCAGUACACGGCUGAGCCAUUUGAUCAAAGACUGAUUAGCUCAGAAAAGGAGAUCCUAGUCCUAGUUGGCUUCCCAGGGAGUGGCAAGUCGUUCAUAGCUAGAGAGAUAAUGAAGAAGUCUGACAACAGAUAUGUGUCAGUCUGUCGCGACGAGCUUGGGUCCUGGCAGAAAUGUGCUUCCACAGCUACCAAGUUUAUACAACAAGGCAAGAGCGUGAUAGUCGACAGUACAAACCCCGACAGGGAGUCCCGCGCGCGCUGGACCGCCCUGGCCCAGGAACUGGGCGUGGGGAGCCGCUGCGCCAAGAUGGCGGCCUCGCUGGCACACGCUCGACACAACAACAAGUACCGCGAGCUCAGGAAGGAGAAGCAUCUGCCUGUCAGCGAUAUCGUGUUCCAUAGUUAUAAAAACAAAUUCGUGGAGCCAUCAACGAAGGAGGGCUUCAAGGAAGUACUUACCGUCAAGUUCACUGGAACAUUCGAGAAUGAAGACGCGGAGAAAAUGUACAAGUUGCACCUUCUAGAGAAAUGAAUCGACUGCUUAGGUAUUUAUUUAUGAGUUUAACUCU
Molecule: messenger RNA, 1786 nt
Organism: Plutella xylostella (diamondback moth)
Lineage: Eukaryota; Metazoa; Arthropoda; Insecta; Lepidoptera; Plutellidae
Gene: PNKP
Product: Polynucleotide kinase 3'-phosphatase
Biological process (GO): DNA repair
Molecular function (GO): protein binding; double-stranded DNA binding; ATP-dependent polydeoxyribonucleotide 5'-hydroxyl-kinase activity
Source: RefSeq, a predicted model, not a curated record